Messenger RNA from Sorghum bicolor (sorghum), 1335 nucleotides. RefSeq names its product rhodanese-like domain-containing protein 9, chloroplastic. The record is from RefSeq and is a predicted model, not a curated record. The coding region runs from base 181 to 891 and encodes 236 amino acids. Lineage: Eukaryota; Viridiplantae; Streptophyta; Magnoliopsida; Poales; Poaceae. Gene Ontology annotation, cellular component: chloroplast. The transcript is spliced from 7 exons.
UCCCUGGAUAUCCCUCCUCUCCCUCUCGCGCUCGCAGCAAAAUCCAUUGCUUCGCUCUCGCUUGUGCUUGUGCAGCUUGCUCACUGCCCCCAAAACGUUCACAAAAUCUCCAGAAAAAAAAUUCCAUUUCAUAACCAAAAAACUAAAAAAGAAAAAUCAAGUGAAACCGGUAACGGAAAAAUGGCAGUGGUUGGCGCUUUUUCCCCUCUCAGAGGUUCUUGGAUAGCUGUGAGGAUCAGGCAGGGUGGGAAACCUGCAGGGAUCAGCCUCCUGUCUCCAACAAGGAGGAGGAGGAACUGCGCGGCAGUGGUUCGGGCGGAGGUGAGCUUCGUGGGCGCCGACGAGGCGAAGAGGCUGGUGGACGAGGAGGGCUACACGGUGCUGGACAUCAGGGACAGGACGCAGCGCGAGAGGGCACACAUCAAGUCCUCUACCCAUGUGCCUCUCUUCAUUGAGAACCAAGACAACGACAUUGGGACCAUCGUGAAGCGCCAGCUGCACAACAACUUCGCGGGGCUCUUCUUCGGUCUGCCCUUCACCAAGCUCAACCCGGAUUUCGCCAGGACAGUCAAGGACAAGUUCUCGCCGGAGAGCAAGGUGCUGGUUGUCUGCCAGGAAGGUCUCAGGUCAGCAGCCGCUGCAGAUGCGCUGGAGAAAGAAGGUUUCCAAAAUAUUGCGUGCAUUACGUCAGGUCUUCAGACAGUGAAGCCAGGAACGUUUGAAUCUGUCGGAAAAAGUGAGCUGCAGAAUGCGGGGAAAGCUGGUCUUGUCACCAUCCAAGGGAAGAUUUCAGUAGUCCUUGGGACUGUACUGAUCAGUGCCUAUCUGUUUAUAACAUUCUUCCCUGACCAGGCUGAGAAGCUUUUUGACUUGGCUGGCAUCAGUUUGUGAUCAGAACUGAUGUUCUUUCCAUUCAUAUUGGUACUCCAGUUCAUAAUCAGGUCAUCAUUUGCGAUGACUGAUCGAUCAAGUCGAUUCACUCAGAUGUUUCCAGGCCGAAAAGAAAUUUUUGCUCUAUGUGUAUUGUUAGGGAGUUGUUGGCAGAUCAGCACAUAUUCUUUGAAACAUCCCUUUUCUCCAUGUACCUCCUAUUUCUAUUGUAUGCUUGAUUCAUCUACAUGCUUGUGUUGCUUCUUGAAAGUAUUUUAGACCUCUGCGCAGCUAUGAUUCAGGAUUCCAAAUAGAAGUUUUUUAUCCUUCUAGUCAUGCUCAUCCACUGCAGAACAUUGAUUCUGAAAGAUUAUGUAGAACUUGAUACCAAUUACAGUUGCAGAAGAAAUGAUUGUCUUGUGUAAUGACCUAUAAUAGCAGAGCCUGACCACAUCAUUCCGUUGA